AUGCAUUAUUUAAACUCCUUUCAAACAAUUUUCGCGGAUAAAUUGCGAAGAACACAACAGACUCAAAAAUCACAAAAAUCUUCCCAAAAGUCUUCUCUUGUCUUGAAGUCCUCUUGUCAUUCUUCUCCAUCAAUCAAUAGUUGGAAGCUUGUUGACCACGCGAUUUUAUUAACUUCUCAGGCCACCAUCCUGACCUUAAAAUUCUUGGCUCACCAAAUUUCCGGCCCACGAAAACCCUCGUGGCCAAUGCAAUUGACCUUGAUGUGCACCGCAAUGAGAACCCUUACAGAACACACUUAUUCUGCCGAUAUUAACAAAUUUCGAAGUUUCUUAAAUAUUCUUUUCUCCCUGGUCCCUUCCGAUAUCCUUGUAACUCCUGUUUCAUUUAGAGUUUCAAAUAAGUCUUUACCAAGCAUACUCAGAGGAUUAGAGGAUUCUGAAAAUGACAGGAGAGAGAUUAGCGGCGAAUGGGUUGUGCCCAAGGAUUUAUGGAGAAAGAUUAACGAUGAUUAUUUUCUGAAUGCCUCAAUCCAGCAACAUGUUUAUGUUGAUCAGAAUGGCAUCAAGUGGUCAAAUGAAAAAGUAGUUUUAUAUUUACAUGGUGGUGCUUAUUGCUUCAUGUCAGCGAGGACGCAUAGAGAUUUGAAUUAUCGACUAUCUAGAGCUACGGGAAGAAGAGUUUUUGCAAUAAAUUAUCGACUUGCACCUGAGGGUCCUUUCCCCUGUGGACUUCAUGAUGCGAUACAUUCAUUCCUAUAUCUGACCGACCCAAAUGGUUUGGCAAUUCAACCUCAGAAUAUUGUCGUUGCUGGCGAUG
Messenger RNA from Acaulospora morrowiae, 817 nucleotides. Lineage: Eukaryota; Fungi; Glomeromycota; Glomeromycetes; Diversisporales; Acaulosporaceae. The record is from the annotation of a GenBank genome assembly.